ACUGAAUGUUGUAAAAGUGUUUUUUCUCUUUUAGGAUGCUUCUCAUGCUUGUGUAUGCAUCUUUUUUGGCUCUACCUGCGUGUACAAGUCCUGCCACAAAAGGGAAUGUGAUCCAGAUCCAGGUACACAACAUAGUAAACCUCGCUCAGACGACCAUCACCCACAUUAGGAAGCUAAGGACGCAGCUCUUAAUGGCUCCACCGAUCGAGAUCACCACUCCGCCGAUAAAGGGCCUCGCCAGCGUCAGCCAUUACCUCAAACACCUGGAUAACGAACUGCAGAGCCCCGUCACCGACCUCCUCAGCCAGAUCCAGGCGGACGUCUCCAGCCUGGACGGGAAGGUCCAGUCGCUGGGUUCACUGAUGAACUGUCCCUCCCAGCCCAGACCGACCGCAGAGGUCACCCGCUUCCUGUUUCCGGACAGUCACUACUACCGGACCAUAGCCAAGGUGGAGCACUACCUGGAAAACCUCCACCUGAACAGAGAGAAACUUAAGGUCUGCUGACA
Oryzias melastigma (Indian medaka) is the source of this 508-nucleotide messenger RNA. RefSeq names its product leptin-B. Bases 36 to 506 code for a protein of 156 amino acids. The transcript has 2 exons. NCBI's taxonomy places the organism in Eukaryota, Metazoa, Chordata, Actinopteri, Beloniformes, Adrianichthyidae. The record is from RefSeq and is a predicted model, not a curated record.